Fusarium proliferatum ET1 is the source of this 1197-nucleotide messenger RNA. RefSeq lists its product as uncharacterized. The record is from RefSeq and is a predicted model, not a curated record. The coding region runs from base 1 to 1197 and encodes 398 amino acids. The transcript has a single exon. Lineage: Eukaryota; Fungi; Ascomycota; Sordariomycetes; Hypocreales; Nectriaceae.
AUGGUCCGGUUUACCCCUCUGGCAGCACUGGCCUUGGUGCCCCUGGCUCAGGCACGCUUCGACUGGCUGUAUCCACGAGACACCAUUGCUCAAUGUCCUCCUUGCUCACUAGAGAGCGAGCCCAAGGAUUGUUCUCACACAGUGACCGUCACUAAGCCCUCUGGACCAUACGAGACUGUCACUGUCUCGGAUCCCAACGGCUCUUAUCGCACUGUUACUGUCACAGAACAAGAUGGUCCCGGAAAGACUGUUACUAUUACCCAGAACUACCAAAACCCUCAAACCAAGGUUGUGUACAUCAGCCAGGGCGAGACGGUUGAGCCAGCCAUUGAAACUAUCACCGUCACCCGUCCUGGAAAGACUGUCACUGUGACCGCGACAGAAACAGAGACCAGCAAGCACAUCAUCACCAAGAAGAUUGAUAGCUAUCCCGGCCCCAAAACAGUUACCAUCAGCAACGGCCACGAAGAGGUGGUGACCGUUACAGGCAAGGAUCGGCAUGAAGUUACCAAGACUGUGACUAUGGAGAACGGCAACAAGGUUGUCGAGACCAUCACAGCUGAGAACACCAACAACUACGUCGUUACCAAGACCAUCCAGCAAGGUGGCAAGUACUAUACCGUCAUCGUCAAGCCGGAGCCGGCCGUCAGCACUAUCACCAAAGAGAAUGGCGACUGCAUUACUACUGUUGUCGAGGUUGAUCAGACCUACACAUUGACUGCUCCGGCCAAGUAUGGAACUGCUACUGUAAUAGACGACGACUGCGAGACUUACACAAGGACUGCCACUUACACUGGUAAGCCUGAGGUUGAGGUCAUUGUUUACGACCCGGAGACUGGCGACUCAACCUGUACAAAGGAGGACGGAAAGCCCUGCAACCCUGGCUACGACAAUGGUGGUGAUGGUAGCAUGGGCCAGUAUGAAGAUCCUACCAACACAAAGGGCCAGGACGGAAGUGGCAACUACAACAGCAACGCCCCUUUAUACACCAAAAUCCGAACUUACGGCAACGGUGAUGUCUACACCGAGGUCCAUGGUGCUGAACCAACUGGAUGCGAAUCAGCUGCAGUCUCCACGAGCAUCGCUACUGUUUAUAACACCGUGGUUGUGACAGCAGAUGCGUCACCGUCAAAGGCCCCUACUGCCGAGCGCCGAGCAGCAAACAAAGUUCGGUCACCCCUAUCUGUUCGAUGGUGA